CGAAGAAGCUACUUGUCUAAGCGCUGAUAAGCGUCGGAUAUUAUCGAUUGUGUCGCGCUGAGCAUGGCUAGAGUUUACCAGCGACUUAUCCUCAGUGAGAACAGAGAGCUAGAAAAUGCGAGCCGGUUUAAAUGUGGGCAGGAGUGGACACUGCCCCAUGCCAAGUGAUACCUUCGAGGGUUUUGCCUCAGUUUUCUUCUGUAUUGGAUAAAGUAUAUAUCACGACUGACCGCAGUUUGCAACAGCAUGCAGUUAUCUAUCAAUUGGAUACUAAGGCUAGUGUUUAUAGUCAUGAUUCAAUGUCAAGUGUACAGUCUACCUAAGAUUGGCCGCAAAUAUGUGAUAGAUCUGAUCGAGAGCCUCCCUGCCAUCAACACAACCAUCAUGCAACCCGUUCCAGGCUUCCAUAUUCAAUCAAAGGCAUAUUACCUUCGAAAUGUAAACCAAAAAUUAGAACUUCCCCGCUCCACUGUCAGAAAGGCUUUGAAUCUCCUAGAAGAAAACGGUGAAUUCACAUUUUUAGCAAUCAUCAAACAAAGAAGAAGAAACUCAGGAACGAUAUUCUCAAUUUCAAAAGGAACAGAAAGAUAUUUAGAGUUACACAUAUCAGGAAGAAAAAAACGUGUUCGUCUUUAUUACCGCCACAACAAGCGAUUAAUAAUGGAGGAAUUCCCUUACGAACUUGAUGACAAUCAGUGGCACCAGGUGGCCAUGAGUGUCAGUGGCGCACAUGCCACGUUAUAUGUAGACUGCAACCGUAUUUAUGAACGCGUUAUUAAACCUAUCGAUCGGUCUUUCCGUCUAAAAGGGGUAUCACUUUGGCUGGGACAAAGGACUUCUAAAUUUUCAUACUUCAGGGGUACGAUACAAGAUGUCAAAAUAGUAGCCAGACCUUAUGGAUACACGUUACAAUGUCCAAAUUUAGACACAGCCUGCCCGACUUGUGGUCAGUUCAAUGCCUUAGAAGACACAGUGUCAGAAUUGAAAAAGUAUUUAAAAGAUUUAAGUAAAAAGUUAGAUAAAGCAGAGGAAAAAAUCUCAUAUUUAGAAAGCUGUGAAUGUAUGAAAAGCUGUGAUGUGAAUGGUACACAAUAUCGAGAUGGCGAGUCAUGGAUGAGGGAUAAAUGUCAAAGAUGUACUUGUAGGGGUGGGGAGGAGACAUGUGGAGUGGAGUGUCCACCAUUGGACUGUUUACAUCCAGUCCAGCUUGAGGGCAAAUGUUGCAAGUUUUGUCUCAGGCAGUGUUUCCACAAUCGUCGAUCAUAUGAACAUGGGGAAGUCUACACACACAGAUCACCCAGUCGACGCCCGACCUGCAUGAGAUGUUCUUGUCAGGAUGGCAGCAUGGAAUGUCGUGAGCUUGACAUGGCCACAAUAUGUCCACCUCUCAACUGUUCUGAGCGCUAUCAAAAAGCGGACGAAUGCUGUGAAGUGUGCAAAGAGCAAAGAUCAGGAAGUUCUAAGGAUAAACGCUCAUCAGGCACUGACUACUGUGCGCAGGGACACAAGUGCCAUAGCAACGCAACGUGCAUCAAUUUUGAUACGAGAUAUGCUUGCCAGUGCAACCAAGGUUUCCAUGGCGAUGGGAUAACAUGUGAAGUGAUCAAUGCCUCUGCCUUAGCAAGUGUAAAUGUGUUAAGUUCAGAUGUGAAUGAAUGCACUAGAUUGGGUGGGUCACAUGGCCAUCAUUGUGGUGACCAUACUCAAUGCAUUAACACCGUGGGCUCAUACUACUGUCGAUGCUUGCCGGGUUAUACCACCGUUGAUGCAUUUACCUGCCAAGAACACAAUGAAUGCUUGACGGGACAAAAUGAUUGUGAUGAGAAUGCCGAUUGUAUCAACACUGUUGGAAGUUAUGAGUGCAAGUGCAAGGCCGGCUACCCAGGCAAUGGGAAGACAUGUAAAGCCACUUGUAAAGAGAGUUGUCUGCAUGGUGGGACUUGUGUUGCCCCCGAUACCUGCAAGUGUCGCCAUGGAUUCAGAGGGAAACUUUGUGAAAUAGACAUCGAUGAAUGUGCCCUUGGUCUGGAUAACUGCCACAAGAACUCACAAUGUGUCAACUUGCCAGGAUGGUAUUAUUGUAAAUGUAAAGAGGGCUACUCUAGCCGCAGAGAAGAUAACAGAUACGGAAGGCUUUGUCGAGAUGUGAAUGAAUGUUCUGAAGCAAGGGAUAGCUGUCAUCGGAGCAGUCGAUGUGUCAACACAGAUGGAGGCUAUGUGUGUUCUUGUGACGGAAAGAAGCACUGUUCACAGAAUUGUGUCUAUAUGGGAUUGGAAUAUGCCAAUGGUACCACAUUCAAGAAACCGGACAAGAAUUGUCACAUCUGCUCAUGCAAAAGUGGUCGAGUUGUGUGUCAGUCGGAGCCCUGCGACUGUUCCUCUCCUACUGUCAGCCCUGACUGUUGUCCUCACUGUGUUCAUAAUGCUCACUGUGCCCACCCAGACACACAGCAGAUCUAUCAAAAUGGAGAGACGUGGCUUUAUGAUUGUGAGAUCUGUGAAUGCUUGGACGGUGAGGUUGACUGCUGGAAUCUCAACUGCCCAGAGCUAGCUUGUGAGAAGACGGUUCAACUAGAAGGCGAAUGCUGCCCGAGAUGUCAAAAUGAUAAUCCUUGCCAGCGACCAGCCCGCAAGCAUGACAACACAAGUGCUACUUGUAACUACAACACAACUUCAUAUAAAGAUGGAGCUACUUGGCAUUUAUCGAGAAGUCAUCAUGACUGUACACUUUGUGAAUGCAGGGCCAGCCAUAUAUGUUGUUCGUACAACCCUACAUCAUGCCAAGAAGCAGACGAGGAGCUAGUAGUUUCAACAGAUAAGGCAUCAUUGUCAGAAAUGCAAAUCAUCGAAACCGAUACAGAUGGAGAAACGGAUUCACGACAUACAGGUCCGGCCGUCACCGACACAGGGCAGAUUGGAGUGGGAAUGUCAGACUCCAGUGACUUGAGUGUUGUAUCUGCAUCAGAACAUAUUUCAGACUCUUUAUCUGGAGGAAGUCAAACUCCAGAAAACACAGGGGACUCUUUGAGCCCAGACAGGGUGAGACAGUCAGCAUCAGACGGGACUGAAAAAACUGCCAGGUCAUCGAAAGAUGGUAGUAGUUCGCUGGCUGUAUCACCUGUACCUCAGUCAACAUGGACUGAUGGGUUAUCUAGGUUAUUAAAUGUGACGAGUAGCCGGAAGCCAUGACAAACCAAUAGCUAACAUGUGAGAUUGUGAUAAUAUACCAAAGACGUAAGGGACCAGUAGAAUACUCGGCGGUGACCUGACAGGUAGGGCACUCGCAUGAAGUGCCCUGUGGAGGAACUGCAGCUUGAGCCAGCCAGUUGGAAUAAGGCACCGAAACUGCAUGGAGAAAAAUGAAUCUCUUUGUCUUCAAUGUGCAAUUUUUUAUGCUAAACACUGUCACUGGUGGAAACCAAGCAGUCUUGUGUUGUAACAAGAUCAUUGGUUGCACCAAAUGCCUUUUGGUUAGUAAUACUGGUGGCUACCAGUAUGGUGCCACUAACAGUUGAGGCUGAGUAGAUGCUGAUGUCAAAGAGGGGAAGUGGCUUGGUUAUAUUGAUACCAAAUAUGCUUGUUAUAUCAUGAGCUGCAAUUGGUUGACACCAACUAGGAUGCUUUGGUUCCGUUGCUUUUCACAUGCCGAUCCGUGUGAUUGUUUACACUCAAUGUGCUCGCUAUACGGUAUACAGCAUCGCUAUACGGUAUACAGCAUCGCUGUACGGUUUACAGCAUUGCUGUACAGUAUACAGUAUUGCUGUAUGGUAUACAGUAUUGCUAUACAGUAUACAGUAAUGCUAUACGGUAUACAGUAACACUAUACGGUAUACAGCAUCGCUGGACGGUAUACAGUAAUGCUAUACGGUAUACAGCAUCGCUAUAUGGUAUACAGUAUUGGUUUGAUACCAUACCAGCUGGUCAUGUAAGAUAAGGUGCUGCUACUUGUUGACAACAUAUUCCGUUUCAUGAGAAAAUGGCACUUAGAUUUUUGUGAUUUCAAACAGAAAAAUGGCAGUUUAAUGAAAUGUUAUAUUUCAUCUGAAACUUUAACAUUUGGAGCCAGAGUUUCCACAGAAAUACCACCCCUAAAGCCCGAGUUUCCAGAACAAAAUGAUGUUUACAUAACCCCUAAUGCCAAAAUACUCACAUAACUCAAAUUUUCACCCUGGAAAACCUUAUAUGAAAAUAAUACUCUGCUACCGCACUACGUAACCAAAGUUGUCAUUUGGAAUACCUCAGUCUCACAAAGCUGUAAUAAGUGAUUAAUGUGAAGGGCCGCAGAAUAAGUUUUGGUUACUAUUAGUCAAGAUCGGGCAAACAGAGAAGUUUUUCUUUGUCAAUUUAAGUCGAGCUCGGGCUUCAAAGGGUUAACAUCUAAAGCAUCUAGACAUAUUUACUUUGCCAGAAUUGGACAAAGCAUGACCAAGAACAAGUUGGUUGAAGCGAAAUAUACAGAUUUCCCAGCCAUUUUAGGCUUUUUUGCUUGUAGUGCCAUUUUCUCAUGAAACUGUCAUCGGCUGAAACAAGCCGUACACAUUAUCUAGAAUCAAUGGAAGCAGCUGUGCAAGAAAUGAUCAAGCAUACAUGGACGCAUGGAUACAUGGACGCAAGCAAAGCCAUUCCAGAAACAGCCAUACUGCUAGAUCGGGACCAGUGUCUUAGUGUUAAGCAAAAACAUAGUCAGUCGAAAUUUAACUGCUGCAAAAAUGCCCUAGGUUGAGUUACUAGGCCUAGGUUUAUUACUCUACAGCAUAUGAUGCAUAUAAAGUUUUAAAAUCUUGCCUAUCACAGAUAUGAUGUAAAAGUGAACCCAGUGUUUUUAUUGGUUUUCAGCUUUUUUGAAAAGCUGUUGAAGAAAAAGCUUGUACCCGGUAAGUCUAAAAUAAUUCGAAAAAUGAGAACAAAAAGUUAUUUUCAAAAUAGAAAAAAUUCUGACUUGUCAAGAAGACACACAGUAUGCAGAAACACACAGUAUGCAAAAAAAACGAAUUUGGUUCUUCUAAGCCUGUAAGUGCAAUAGCUUAGUGAGAGAUUAAUUUUUUUAAAUUUCGCAUCAUUUUCUCAUGCAGAACAUGACAAAACCGACUUACUAGGUUUUUGCUACAAUUAACACUCAAGAGCUAAGCCAUACAAGAGUGAGAGAGAAUUAGCAUCAUUGAUUGGCCUUUGACUUUCUGAGUUUGUGUGGACCAUUGGCAAUGCUUCUUUUUGGACACCAGAGCGCGAACUGCUGGUUGGGUUUCUUUAAAGAUGUUAGCUUCGUGACCAAAUAGGUUCUUUGGGUUCGGAUUGUCAGUGCAAAAUGAACAAAAUCUUCAGCAAAGCCAUGUGGUCAAAGAGGAUGGACCAUAUUUUGUUUCUGGAUAUUUCUCAUUUAUACUUGGUACAAAAAGUUAUAUCGUUUAAAUUGGUCAAGAAAUGAACUGUACAGAGCAGACAAUGUCCCAAUUCAAUGCACUACUGGUACAUUAAUGUACACAAAUACAUGCAAAAAACUUUAUUUCGUUACCAUGAUUACAUCAUCGCUAAAAUCAAUAAAAACCAAACCUCAAGUAAGUCCUACCAGUAGCUUGCACCCCAGAGGCCAAAGCGGUGUCGAGAAAACAUUCACAUUCAGAUGACAAUGGAGCCUUGGAGGCAAGGAUCGAACCUUUAAGGUAUAUUCCGUGCCAUAGUGAUCAGACCUGAUCUGAUGUGUAAUCUCAAGGCACUUUCAAAGGCAUGGUCAGGUACAAGAUCUUUGAUGAAAGUCAAUGGAGGUUAUAUUUGGUAAAUGACAGCAACAUAUUGGUGGACCUUAACUUCUUAGAAAUUCUACAAACUCUCUUCUCAGCUGAUCGAAGUCUUGCAUGAAUGGCACAUGGCCCCAAAUUAUAAAAUUUCAAUUCGACUUUUAUAUGUUUGAUGAUAUACUAUUGUCGACAGUUUUGUGUGAGGCCAGGGGGUACAUUUCAUUACAUUGAAUGGUUAUUGGCUCAUUGUUGACUUUUAACUUUUCAUUAAAGUAGCUGGUCUUCCUACCACAAACAGCACAAAAACCAAUGUCUAGUCAUAUUUGUCAUAUAAUUUCAUGGGUAUUUCUUAUUGUGUUGAAUUAGAUGAUUUUAGGCUCUGGAAAUUAGAUGAUCACAGUGUUGCUUCAUUGAGGGUGUAAUAUAUCUGAUGGAAAUUUCUUCGGGCAAUUAAUGUAGCCAAAAGCAAUGUAACCUAUACAUGCUCCGCCAGGUUCUUAUUUUGUUCAUACAUGUAACUCAUUCUGGUAAUUUAUUUAUAUAUUUUUGUACAUUUGAAUAUUAUUGUAGUGAGAAUUGUUAAUGUAUUUACAUUUUGAGCUUGAGACACUGGGGACGAGGUAGGUGGAAUUGUUGGGCAGACGCCCGCAACCACUGAUAAUUGUAUUUGAUGUUUGCUUGGCAGGUUGAUGAACCAGUGAGCAAAAAUGGAUGAUUAUAAAGUUGCAACACUUUUCCAUAGCUGUUUCUCAUGCUAUGCCUUCGGACAAUCCAACCUGGGUUACAGGCUCAACUACAGUUGGGAAGUGUUUUUUUAUCAUUUUUUCGCCCUGUGCACAGUUUGUCGUAGCACAUGUGUGACAUCCUCUGCAAGCUCUGUGGUAAACAUUACAUUUGAUCUGUCAGAAUCAAAUGCCUUAUCUGCUUCCACUGCUAUUGGUGAAUUAAAUGUAUUGGUCAAAUUGCUAGUAUGGAGUGUGGGAUUGGUUUAAUUGGUGUCGCAUGGGCUUUUGCCUGUGCAGAUCAAAAUGACAUUGAGAACGGUAUUAUCAUCAUGACUUGAAUGGUCUUGACAACUUGUUAUGUAGGAGCCAUUAUGUAUGUUGAUGAUGUAAACACAAUGUUAGCUAGUCCUGUUUGUCCUGUUUCAUAAGUUUAAUAGUGGUGUGCAAUGUCCCAAGCUCUUCGACCGGUCCAGUUGUUUCGGUCUGUUUUUUCAUCUUUUUGUCUCAUUUUGAUGGAGAACGUCAUUGUCCUACUAGAAAAAAUUCAUACUACUGGGUCAGAGUGAUAUAAAAGUGCAAUGGAAGACUAGCUGUGAAUUGACUCAAAGGUGUACUCGUCAAUUAAUCUAUAAACUAAACCAUUCUCACCUCCACCUGUGAAAUCGAAAGAUGCUCAUCAUUAAUCAUUUUACUGAAUGACAGGAUAAUCUUUUCUACUGGAGAAGUGAACCACUUUUCUUUUCUUUCUAUUUUUAGGGUACAAUUUUUCGGUGGUACUUCUUUUUGUUUACAAUUUGUCUUAAACCGAGCUUAACUAUUUAGUUAUUUUCAUGCUUGGGGGAUGAUGCACAUUCAUACCAAAAUGAGUCUGUUAAGCCUUCCUGGAAAGAAAGAAUAAUUGAUAGUUGAUUAGGUUAGAACUAAUUAGUUUAAAUGGGUAUGAUGAUAAUGAUGAAAAAGACUUGUUGACAACUGUUGCGAAAGCUGUAUAUUUACGGGAUAUUGUAAUAUGAAUACACAUAUAAUUACAUAUAUAUAUAUAUAUAGAUUGGAAGUGACUUUAAUGUAUAAUUUCCAUCAUGCUGAAUAUGUGUACAUUCUGUUCAGUGUACUCAGAUAGGAACGUUUCCACAACACUCGCAUAAUAUGAGCCACCAAUGCAUUUCAUUCUCACCUUGUGUAGUUGUCGUGUCAAAAACACCAGCUUUAUUUUGUAAAGAUCAAAGAUCAUGUACUGAGAAUUGACUAGUUGUAUCUGCAUUUUUUUAAAACCAAUUUUUUUAUCCUAAUUAUCAUUACCUUUAAAUUAUAAAAACAUCGCAGUUUUUGGAAACAUGAGUCGGAAUUCAGACUCGGUUCCAAAUUAAAAAACCCUUCAGAGAGUUGGAAUUGGAAUCCUUCCCUGAAGAAAACACUAAUCAGGUAGUAAAACAAUGGAUCGGGAGGUACCUCAAGUUAUUGAUAGAUGGCAGUGCAUAUCAAUUUUAAAGUGACAUAACUUUUCAAUCCCGUAAUUUUUGAGAAUUUGUGUUUUUCAAAUAACUCACAGUGCAUUUUGCUAUACCUUCCUUUCAGCAUGUGUAGAAAAUGAAGGGGUGUUAAUUCAGACUCGGGAGUCCGAAUUUGGAUUCAAUCAGGGAAUCUUGAUUAGAACUCAGAGCCCGAACACGGAUACAGUUCUGAAUGAAAUCCAGAACUGAGCUUUUGAGUCUUGAACGGCCUUUUCACAGAAUUACCAAACUAUUAAAUACAGCUGGUUAAUCGGAAUGGAGCGGUGUUGCAUUGACGUACAUUCAUUGUUUUGUCAAUGCCAUGUGUUUGCUGUCAAGUACGGAGGCACUGUCUGUCAUGUAUAAUAUGGAUAAGAUACAUGAGUCGAGGAAAAAAACAAAAGAUUCUGGGGCAACCCAAGCCACCACACAAUAAUCACAACCUGUGGAGGUGUUUGAAUGCUUUUAUUGUAAAAAGAUAAGCAUUGGGCACACUUCAAUGUAAUUAUGAAAUAAAUUUAAAAUAUUUAUUUCAUCUCCAUAAUAUCAUCUCUUGCUUUGAAAGUUUGCCUUUUGUGAUCAACAUCUAACGUUUUUUUUCAGGCAAAAUGUUGGCGAUCAAAGAUAUAUCUAAAACUAGUAACUAUAUUUGCUUGAAGUCAUGCCGCCAUGCAACCUAAAGGCUGCUUUGCAUACUCUAUCAACCAAAUAUUGUUUUCUAUUCUUUUAAGCCUCUUCCAUUGAAAUUAAAUAAAAUCAUUUUUGGACACAAUUUUAAAGAAAAUAAACAAACUUGAUGUUGUUGCAACUAAAGCAGGAGGGAGGAAUGUCAACUUGGCUUUUCGACUUCAAGGCAUAUGGGAUUAUAAUUAUGCCCCCCACUCAAUGAAGUUGAGAUGGGCGUAUUAUGUUCUCAGCUGGUUUCCGCAUCUGCACUCUAUUCCGCUCAAUUACUCAAGAACCACUCGUCAGGCUGAUUUGCAAUUUUUAUGGCAUAAAGCCCUAGUGUGUCAAAGGUUCCCUAUUGAUUUUGGGCCCAAGCCCAAAUCGAAGAUGGCUGCCAGGUUGCCAUCUUGGUUUUUCACAUUCCACCCCAUAACUCGAGAACCGAUUGAGUGACAGACCUGAAAUUUCUGUGGUGUAAUGACCUAUUGUGAGGGAUGUUCCCUAUUGAUUUUGGGCCCAACCCAAAAUCCAACACGGCUACAAUCUUUGCUUCCGCAUUCCACCCAAUAACUCAAGAACCGAGUGAGUGACAGACCUGAAACUUAUGUGGGGUGAUGUCCUAGGGUAGGGGAGGUUCAAUUUCAGACCCAACCUAAAAUCCAACACGGCUGUUUAGUGACAGCCAAAAACAUCUCUGGUGCCCACGGAGCGGUGGCAUACAUUGCGAUUCGCCUCGAUUGCAUUAAGUGUCUAGUUAUUAAAGAUGUUGGUGAAGCAAGGGAAGCUAUCUAGUUUACUACACCAUGUCAUUGGCAAGUUUUGAGUUGCUUUUGAGUAACUGCAGAAAUGGCAUAAAUGAAAUGUAAGCUUAUAACUUUUUUACAACUUGUAAAUACAUCUUUGCUUUUCUGGGCCAUUUUUUCAUCUGUUCGAGCAUCAAUAAAAUGCUGUGGCACUGCAUUGCUUUGUUUGUACAUAUUUAUAUUAUGUAUGUUUGUUUGCUGCUACAUAUCUUAACUGAGAUAUAGUCUCUACAACAACUACGUGACAGAGGGGACAGGUGGAAGAUUACUUGACUCAUGAGAGCCUUUUAUUGGUGUGCUUUGUAGCCUGGCAAAAUCCUUCAAAUGAUGGGGUGACAAUUAUUUAUUUAUUUAUUGGAUAUUACAGACAGAAUAGGUGUUGAGUUUUGGGUAAUGCAUAUCUGUCAAAUUAGUUAGUUCAAGCGUAUUCACACACAAUUUGAAACAUUCAUUUACCUUCUUUGUGUUUGUUUAUAACAAGGUGCUACUGUGUAUAUAUUUAGUUUUUUUGUUACUGCCAAAAGAGGGCCUUUUAGAUGAUUGACAUACUUGUUAAUAUAGAUGUUAUGAUGUGAUGUGUCAGUCAUCAUCUAGAUGGUUCUGUAGUCCAGUUUGAUUUAGUUUGUAGAGUGCAGCCCUGAGCAGAAUGUCUCGAAAUUAGUCAUCCGUAAGUAAUCAUUCAAAAUGGUCACGUUUUGUAUGACUUCAAUGAUGGUUGUGUCAAAUAGGGCAGUUACGCAGCAACCGUUUAUCAUGAGCCAUGUUUGGUAAACCUCACUGUGAUUCAUUGUCAAAUUAACCCUAUUCUGGAGAGGAAUGUAGACAAUAACACUCGUCAGCAUGACCUGAGGAAAGUGAAUGUAUUGAUUAAAAGCUUGUAGCUCCCUUGUCACAAUCAUUAUAACCCUGUAUCUAAGGACAAGACACUGAAAAUGAUGUGUUACCCAUUGUUGUUCAGUGUCUCUCAUGAAGUCCCUUGUCACCAGACAAGUCGCAAACCAGCAUGGCCAUAUCCCAAUUUUCCACAGUGUCACUUGACAUGAAGAACAAACAAGUCACAUCCAGAGAGCGGGCUACAUAGUUGUCACAUGUCACUUUCACCCUCUCGUCAUAUUUCAUGUUGGGUUAUGUAACAUUGUGAAUCCUGUUUUUUCGGCCUUUUUACAUGCAAAAAUGCUAUACAAUUCCACAGGUUUAUGUAUAACUAAUGCCUCAUUACAUUGUAAUGGGAAACAACUGAAUCUCUCAGCUGAUAUUUUAUACUUUAAGGAACAAUCGGAUAAUCCCUUCCAUGUGCUUGCGUUACGGAAUCAGGAGUCAUUGGCUUGCUGAUAGGACAACAAAACUACCAGUGGUAAUGAAUUGCUGUCCUUUCGCUCCCUGAUCUCUUUGCCUCCAAUUGUUUUGCUCUGAAUGGUAGUUAACUUGCCCCCUUGCUUGGUUGUUUCGCCCCCCUUGGACUUCAGGCUGGUUUCUAUAAGGUUGUACAAAGUGUUGCCUGAGGGAGUUGGUAAAAUAAGAUAAGAAGUGUCUAUUUAUUGAUGGGCCAUCUGCAGUGUGACCUUGAGCAAGUCAAUUGGCCAUCUUUUUGAUUGGUCUUCUGGAGUCUAAUCUCUCUCAUCAAGCUGGAAUUCAGAGAGUUUUCUAAGAGUAAGAUGAUGUAGAGGUGAAAUAGCUUGUAAUCUAACUUCUCUGUGAGUUUAGAUUGGAUGACGACAAAACUUAUCCUGAAAGUAGGGAUUGAUACAGAGUAUGACUUGGCAGGCUUUAAUUUGGAAUUCUGAAGCGAUUAUGGAGAAAUAUAUGUUUGGUAGUUUUGCAUUUUGAGGGAAGUCCCUUGAGAUAGGGUCAGAAGUGAGGAAAAUUUACUGAAAUCUACAGGAAAAGUAUGGAAAACAUUGUACAAUACUCAUCCUGAAUUUGUUAUUCCAUUUUGAGUUUAUUUGGUUGUCUUCGCUCCCUUUUAUCUUAUGAAACAUGACAUUGGCCCUAAAAUUAGCCAGCCUUCAAUUCUAAUGCAUGUACUGGUAUGACUCGUCAUAGUCUCUACAUGUAGGUACUCCUGGUAAAGAACACACAAUAGGUCAAAUGCAUUGAACAGUAUACAGGCCAUGAUAAGGGAUUAGUAAUUAGCAUAUUCUAUUUUAGUCUAGAAUCUAUAAAGGUUAGGGAACCUCUGCCUACAUCGUUCUGUAGUGCCCAUGAUAUUCAAGGUAUAGCCUACUCUAUUUGAACUAUCCUCAAAAAUCCAAAGUCGGUCGUAUCCUCCUCCCCUCGCACAUGUUACUGUCGGUCAUCAGUGUCGAGUGUUGGCCUUAGGUUAUGGCCAGCUCCCCAGGUUAUUUGCUAGUUUCUGUAAUUACUCGUUUUAGCCAAAAGUGGAGGAUCAAUCUAGACUAUGGUCAAUCGAUAUGGUAGACAAGUGAAUUGCCUGAGGUCUGAAUGACUAUUUAAAAAGACAAAUGUCUUGCUCAAGAUCACAAGAUAACACUACAAAAAAGAUUUUAAGAAACCAAACCGCAGUCCUAGGGGGCAAUGCCACUUCCAUGCCACUUGCUGAAUCCACUCCCACUUAAUGUAAAACUACUAGGGGUUAAAAGGUCAGGGGCAAAACAACCAGAUAUCGUUGUAAUAAUGUAGUAUUGGCCAGUAAUGUACCAGUAGUAUUCAUUUAUCAAAGCUCCAUAUCAGAUUCUUGAUCAUUUAUUAUUUCGAUCCAGUAUACAAUUGAUCAGUGGGCAAUCUUUUGGGUACAGUGGGCUGUAUUUAAUUGAUGAGUGAGCUUUAAGGAUACAGUGGGCUGUAUUAAAUUGAUCAGGCUGUUUGGGUACUGUGGGCUGUAUCUGAUGGUCAGUUAACUGUUAGGGUACAGUGGACUGUUUGGGUACAGUUUGCUGUAUUUGAUUGGUCGAUGGGCUGUUUGGGUAGAGUGGGCUGCAUCUGAUUAAUCAGUAGCUGAUCAGAUAAAGAGUACACUGCUAUUGAUUGAACAGUGGUUUGGCUACUUAUACCGAGAAAUAGAGUCCAAAUCACAAUUGUCAUCCCUAAAUUCGCGUCAUUGACGUGCUUCCCAGCGCGUAGGGUGUGUGUAAGGACGUCUUUAGCACACAACUUGGUGCAUAGCUAGCGCGUGCGCUGAACGUCAAUGACAUGAAGCACAAUGAGGUCAACUGUCAUUAGGACUGUCUGUGAGCACUUUUAUUUAAAGAUGUACAUAUGUGGCCUGGGCUACCUGGUAUUUAGUUACAUUGAGUUCUGACCGAUGUGGAGUGUUUUGUUACGUAGUGGGUUACAUAAAAAUGUAGAAAGCAGUCACUCUGUAUUUUUAAAUGAUCUUGAAACUUUUAAAAAGUCAAGUUUAUUGUUUGUAUGGUUGUUCUAACUUAUACUAACUAAUAUCAAUGUCAGCUGCAAAUAUAAAAAUAUCAUAAUCAUGUCAUUCAUUGUGGAGCUUCAUUUGGGUUUUGUUAAGCUAAGAAUAGCCCACAUCCCUUUCCCCUCAAACCCCAUUCCCCACUGCUAAUUUUGCCUCAAUAAUAUCAUAGAAAUAUCACCACCUCUGUUUAUUUUUAGCUCACCUCUCGGGAGCUUAUACAAUACCGUGGCGUCCAUCGUCGUCGUCCGUUAGCAGAGCACGUUUCAUCACCGCUAGGGCUAGAUGGCUAAAACUUGGUGUGAUGGAAGCUUUGGGCGAUAUGCCCAGACUUUUUUUUUUUUCGCGAUUGGACGAAGUUUUUAUGGUUGGUGUAUCUAAUAAGGUUAAAUUACAUAUACAGGUUUUUGAUUUGACCUACUUUUCAAGGUCACAGAGGUCAAAGUUCACUAAAUCGUCGAUAAGUGGCACUUUUCGUUUCUAUUUGAGCUAGAAGGUUCUCAACUUGUAGGGACAUGUAUUUAGGGACCCACUAUUCUACCCCAAAAAUUUGUCACGCUCGGACUUCAAAUAUUGCCACCAGGCGGCCAUCUUGAAAAUUAAACGAAAUCGUAUUGCAACCAAAUAUCAUGUGAUUGUAUAUAUAUGUACUCUCUACAACAUCCCAGAUCUUCAGUUGAAUCCAUCGACCAGUAUGGCCGCCAGGCGGCCAUCUGGAAAAUUAAACAAAGUCCUAUUACCCCAAAACUAAUGAUCGAAUUGCAUCCAAACUUCAUGUGAUAAUGUAUCUAUGUAAUCUUAUCAAUAUCCCUAAUUUUCAGUCAAAUCCCAUGACAUAUAUGACCACCAGGCUGCCAUCUUGAAAAUCCAACAAAGACCUAGUACUCCCUAAACUGUUGAACAGAUGUCAACCAAUUUCCAUGUGUCAUGUACACUCUUCAAUAACCCUGAAAUUCAGUCAACUUUCUAACCAAAAUGCUAUACUUAGAUGGUACCGGUAAUUUUCUUUUGUGCCAUUGAGCCGAGAAGAAUAAUAUUAUUCAAUGGAAUCAAAACUGGUGAAACUAGCCAGAAAGUGUUCUCCCCAUAUCCACCGCAAAUGACAUACAUUACAUUGCCCGAGGUGAGCACAUGAUCCCUGGACCAUUUCAUUUCAAAUAAAGUGUAUGUUUCAAAAUUGUAUAUGCAUAUAUCAUUCAUAGUGCUACGUGAACAUGUUUAUUGUUUUCCUGUUUCAACAAAAAAACUACCACCGGAUCUCAUGGUUUGCAAUUCUUACAUCCAUUCGCACCCUUCUCAAAAUGGAUUUCACUUGUUUAAGAAACUAAGUGAUCAACUUGUCAAGGCCAGUGCCAUCACCUAUUAAUAUUUUCAACUAGAAAUUGUGAAAGACCUCCGAUGAUAAUCUGAUUUUCAAUCAACUACAGUAUCAUAUAUAUACAGCGGUUGGUAGAGGUCUCUUGAUUUGCUUAAUGUAGGGGAGUUUGGUGGUUGGUUUGGUUAAUGCUCAGAAUGAAAUGAGAAACCACAGGCACUUUGGCGAGUAGCUGAUUAAAACUCAAGGUUAGGGCAGGCAUUUACUACCAUGUAAAGGAUUCCGAAGAGAAGCCUGGUAUUACUGCUUACUAAAUUUGGACGUAAAAUAUAUUAACCCCUAAAUCCCUUUGGUGUCCCAAGUAGACAGGUCAUACUUAGGAUUGAACCACAGGAAUGGCCUAGUUUGAUCCUCCACAAAUAUCUGACUGAACUGGUGUAGAGAUGUUAUCAGUGAGAGUAUUACUCUUAUGUCAUAUAUAUAACCAUGGCCAACGACCAACCUCCUUAAGGCUUGAAAAACUUGGUUGUUGUGCAUCCAUUGUGUAUUUUUCAUCUUAUGUUUAUGUCAGAUAGUUAAUGUCGGCUUGCAUCCUGACCUUCAUGUGAUGUGUAACCAUUCAUAUGUGUGUUCCCAGCUGCCACAAGUUUUUCCCACAUUACUGUGUCUGGUGAGAAAAGUGGACGUUUGUGUCUUGCCUACUGUUGGAUAAGCUGGAAAAUAUAGUGAAGGAUUGCCAGUUAAAAAGUGGUGUUAGUGCAGCUGGUGACUCGUUUGCUGUAAAACCUAACUUGUUGGUGAUAGUGCACUUCUGUUCAAUGUCCUCCUCGGUCCCCCUUAAUGUUCUUGAAGAUUUCCUCCUGAAGUAAACAGCCAUAAUCGUUAUACACUUUGUAUAUAGGCGAUAUUAUAUUUAAAUAAAUCU
Messenger RNA from Lineus longissimus, 15032 nucleotides. RefSeq names its product protein kinase C-binding protein NELL1-like. The transcript has 22 exons. The record is from RefSeq and is a predicted model, not a curated record. NCBI's taxonomy places the organism in Eukaryota, Metazoa, Nemertea, Pilidiophora, Heteronemertea, Lineidae. Gene Ontology annotation, molecular function: calcium ion binding; heparin binding; protein binding. Bases 247 to 3189 code for a protein of 980 amino acids.